AUGACCUUAGUGAUACAUGUGAAUGGAUUUUGUGCCUUGAGGUACCAGAAGAGAAAGUUCAUUCCGGUUUUGAAAAUCAGUGCCCGUAAUGCCUCCACUAAAUUCCUGCACUCCGACCCAGAGUACGGUUUUCCUUGUCAUAGUACCCAUAAUACCGAUCCUCUUGGUAACUCACUCAACCUUAGUCCUCCUGGUCACUCACAACCACAGUCCCCUGGUCACUCACAGCCACAGCCUGGUCAGUCCCAACCACAGUCCCCUGGUCCUCCCAGCCACAGUCCCACUGGUCACUCCCAGCCACAGUCCCCUGUGCCACAGUCCUUGGUCACUCACAGCCACAGCCCUGGUCAGUCACAACCACAGUCCCCUGGUCACUCACAGCUAGCCCCUGGUCACUCACGCCACAGUCCCCUGGUCACUCACAGCCACAGUCCCUGGUCACUCACAGCCACAGCCCCUGGUCAGUCUACAACCACAGUCCCUGGUCACUCCCACAGCCCCCUGGUCACUCACAACCACAGUCCCCUGGUCUGCUCACGCCACAGUCCCAUGGUCACUCCACAGCCACAGUCCUGGUCACUCACACCACAGUCCCCUGGUCAAUCACAUCCUCAGUCCCCUGGUCCUCCCAGCCACUGUCCCCUUGUCCUCACUCCAGCAGUCCCACUGGUUCCUCACAACCUCGUCCCCUCAUUCCUCCCAACCACGUCCCCUGGUCACUCCCUCAACCUCAGGUCCCCUGGUCCUCCUCCUGGUCCAGUCCCUUAUUCCCCCACCAAGGUCUCUUGA
Messenger RNA from Homarus americanus (American lobster), 789 nucleotides. RefSeq names its product vegetative cell wall protein gp1-like. The coding region runs from base 1 to 789 and encodes 262 amino acids. The record is from RefSeq and is a predicted model, not a curated record. NCBI's taxonomy places the organism in Eukaryota, Metazoa, Arthropoda, Malacostraca, Decapoda, Nephropidae. The transcript has 4 exons.